GUUGGUGAAAUGAUAAAACAAGAGAUAUGAAGUCAUUAUAUGUUCUUUCGUAGCAGUUGAUCUAUGACUGGCUCUAGUCUUCUUUGACGCACUCAGGGAUAUCUCAGCAGGUGGACGAAUCAUAUUCCUUAGCGAAAGACAAGAUUCUGCACUAUUAGCGAGCUAAUGUAUAGAUGACUCACGGAUAACAACAUUAGUAUCCCUAAUAAACUCCCAGCAAGGUUGCAUGCCAAUCUUUAUACCACUGCAUUGCAAUCAACAACCAUUCUCCCAAAGCAAUCAAAGAUGGCAUCCUCCUCAACACACAAAGCAUUCGGGAUUCCCGAAAUCCUCGAAAUGAUUCUCCUCAACCUGGACAUGCGCACGCUGCUUUGCAUUCAACGAACAUGCCGCUCCUGGUUAAGCAUGACCCGAGACUCGUCAGCCAUACAAAAAGCCCUAUAUUUUACACCCACAGAAAAUUCAGCCGGUCAAGGAAAAGUCCAGAAUCCCUUAUUGGUAGAAACAUUCCCAGCCCUUUUCAAAUUCAUGGACCCCGAUAACCCGGAAGACGACUAUGAAUACGACGAACCCACCCUCGCCGCCUUCGACAUAAUGAAAACUCCCUCCAAACUAGCUGCGUAUCUACGAUCAGAAGCAAGCUGGCGACGGAUGUUGCUCCAACAGCCGCCAAUGUGCAAUUUCGCAGUCUGCAGGUACUCAACUGGGGGAUACGGAUUCAGCCAUGCGUUUCUUGAGGUUCCUCAAGAUCCAAGAGUGUUCGCAGAUGGCUUGCGGAUGGGUGAUUUCUUUGAGGCGCUGUUGUUCGGCGACGAUGUCCGCUUUGCGACUUGUCGGCUGAAGCGUGUCAUAUGGUGGAAAGGAAUCCCGCAGAGCGGGCUGUCAAUCUGGACUGAGAUGGAGCUACUGAUGGGGAAGACAGUUGACUCUGAUAUUGUGGUCUCUCUCCAUUCGCAUAUUACUCGGUGUCAUGAUUCUGACGAUGAUGAUGAGACACCAGAGGAUGAGAAGGCGAUGGAUCGGAUUAAAGCGGCGUAUGAGGAGUGGGGGAUCCAGCCUAGGCAUUUGGGGAAGACCAACCAAUGGAGUCAUUCUGACUGGUGGGAAUAGCCAUUUACCUGGAAUUAUCAUAAAAAUAUAUGGACAGUAUGCCAG
This is a messenger RNA of Aspergillus novofumigatus IBT 16806, 1155 nucleotides long. Its product is annotated as F-box protein. The coding region runs from base 286 to 1110 and encodes 274 amino acids. The record is from RefSeq and is a predicted model, not a curated record. The transcript has 2 exons. Gene Ontology annotation, molecular function: protein binding. Lineage: Eukaryota; Fungi; Ascomycota; Eurotiomycetes; Eurotiales; Aspergillaceae.